This is a messenger RNA of Nycticebus coucang (slow loris), 1050 nucleotides long. It is a transcript of the gene HAX1, whose product is annotated as HCLS1 associated protein X-1. Gene Ontology annotation, cellular component: clathrin-coated vesicle; mitochondrion; apical plasma membrane. Bases 72 to 899 code for a protein of 275 amino acids. The transcript is spliced from 7 exons. The record is from RefSeq and is a predicted model, not a curated record. Lineage: Eukaryota; Metazoa; Chordata; Mammalia; Primates; Lorisidae. Gene Ontology annotation, biological process: regulation of actin filament polymerization; negative regulation of apoptotic process.
CGCCGCGCAGGCAGCCACCUGAUGCGACCAGGCAGCCGGAGAAGUUCUAAGGUUCGAGUCCCAAUACGGGAAUGAGCCUCUUUGAUAUUUUCCGGGGUUUUUUUGGCUUUCCUGGACCUCGGAGAGAUCCCUUUUUUGGAGGAAUGACCCGAGAUGAAGAUGAAGAUGAGGAGGAAGAAGAGGAAGAAGGAGCCACGUGGGGCUGUGAGAGCCCAAGAUUUGAUGGUCCCCAGUCCCCUGAGGAAUUUGGCUUCAGCUUCAGCUUCAGUCCUGGAGGAGGGAUGCGUUUCCAUGAUAACUUUGGCUUUGAUGACCUAGUACGAGAUUUCAAUAGCAUCUUCGGCGAGAUGGGGGCCUGGACCUUGCCUUCCCAUCCUCCUGAGCUUCCAGAACCAGAGAUACCUUGUGAGAGACUGCGGAAGGGACAGACACUUCGGGACUCAAUGCUUAAGUAUCCAGAUAGUCACCAGCCCAGGCUCUUUGGGGGGGUCUUGGAGAGUGAUGCAAGAACUGAAUCCCCUAAGCCAGCACCAGACUGGGGCUCCCAGAGGCAUUUUCAGAGGUUUGAUGAUAUUUGGCCCGUGACCCCCUACCCUAGAGCCAAAGAGGACAAUGAUCUUGAUUCCCAGGUCUCCCAGGAGGGUCUUGGCCCGGUUCUGCAGCCCCAGCCCAAAUCCUAUUUCAAGAGCAUCUCUGUGACCAAGAUCACUAAGCCAGAUGGGGUAGUGGAGGAGCACAGGACUGUGGUGGACAGUGAGGGCCGGACAGAGACUACAGUAACCCGACAAGAAGCAGACAACAGUCCUAUAAGUGAUCUAGAGUCACCAAGACCGCCAGUCCUGGAUGAUGCCUUUUCCAUCCUGGAUUUAUUCCUAGGACGUUGGUUCCGGUCCCAGUAGCCUUCAGAUCUUUUCCACGUCCCAUCAUUUGCCCACUGUCAAUAAGCUUAGCUUCUCCUGCCACCACAGGGGGUUGGGGGUGUGGAAUAGUGAAUUGGGGGUAUGUCAGUAUAUCACCCAGGCUGACCAAUAAAACCUUUAUUUAUGCUAA